GGGAUUCAGUCGGGCAUCGCAGAUACACCAACAGCUUCGCUCUGGGAAGCGGCCGUUCACCUGCUCCGUGUGUGUGAAGAGACUCAUUCAGUUAAUCCACCUUGUGAUGCUCCGAAAAAGUUGGGCUUUGGAAGAUCGAUCCGGAGCAUCGAUCAGUGGCUCUCUCAGUGUGAAAAGGCUGUGACCGGUGGGGAGUUAUUCGUGUGUCCAUCCCUCGCCUGGGUUAAUAACUCCACCACAGAAGAACGGUAUCGUUUGUAGUGUCACAGUCGGUGACUUCCAAAGGAUUUCGGAGGACGAAGGGACUAUCGACGGCGUCAGCUUACCUGAAGACUCAAAACUCUCCCUCUCUCUCUCUCCAUCACUACCCGACUCAAUCCCACGAACUGAACCGAACUUCACUCAUCACCGUAAGACGGUAUCCAUUUACCCCGAGGCGUGAAGAAGCUUGGCUUUCCUAUUUACACACACACACACACACACAAUCAUUGAUAACCUGUUUGGUAUAUCUGCAUUUAUAUUGCGUAGUUACUAAGAAAGGGAAUGUAGAGAGAAGGCAAUUACGAAGAAUUCCACACACAUUCCACGCUGGGUGAACGAAAUAACAGUCGCCGAAGAUCUUAUCCGUCGAUUCGUUACGAAAUACACUUAGAAAUAUCACCAGGUGACAGUGACAGGAAUAUCGUCUUCAAGUGGUUACCACAGAACACCCCGAUUCCAGGUAAGGGCCGACAAAAGAGAUACCACAGGAUACUCCAGCAAAUCCACACAUAUGGAUGAUACGAACUGACAGUCACACAUCCGUUGUCUCUUACUCCGUGGGAUAGGAGAUUUCCCUUGAAUUUCACAGAAACAUUGAAAUCUACAACAUAUUACUGAUGCUUUGGCCCACAAUAUCGUACCGACCAUGUAACUUAGUCUCUUAACUGUCUAGAAUUACCCUACCGCAUAGCCACCUAUUUCCUAAGCUACAUGUACCUAUCUAAGCGUCUCUUAAAAGAUCCUAUUUUAUCCGCCUCUACCGACGCUGGCGGUGCAUUCCACACAGACAUCAUUCUCUGUUUAAAAAAAAACUUGGCUCUGACGCCUCCCCUGUACCUACCUCCAAGCAGCUUAAACCUAUUCCCCCUCGUGUUAGCCGUUUAUGCCCUGGGAAAAAGCCUCUGACUAUCCACACGACCAAUGCCUCUCAUCAUCUUAUACACCUGCAUGAAUUUCCUGCAUGAUUUUCUCCGGCUGAACAAGACGAUGAGCUCACUGUGGUUGUGACGUUGUUCAGGGCUCAGGACGAAGUUGGUUAAACUCCUUCUUACCCGCCCUUUUCAACGUUUUAGGUCACUCUCACUAAUUUCAAAGGUCUUCGCUUCGAACUGCUGGGUUGUUACAAUGAACAUCUGAAGUCUGACAGCAGACUAGCGAGUGAAUGGAGCAGAGUCAGAAACCAAGUUGCCAGUCAGGGAUUUGGGGCUCCAGAAAGAGAUGGGGCCUGGAGUUUACAAGGAGGAGGAAGAAGACAAACCGAACCUGCAGGAUGUGGCUACAAAUGAAAGAUCAGACACAUUUGGAAACUGCUUGAUUGAAAAAAAAGUGGUUAAUUUCUGCAAAAUACUGGAGGAAAUCAACAGAUCAGGCAGAAAAUGUGGAGAGGAAUAAAUAGACAACGUUUAGGCCGAGCCCCUUCAGCAUGCCUAGACUGUGUACUCCGCUGCUUAGUUGCUGCCUGAACUGCACCGUUCCUCCAGCAUUGUGUGUUUGUGUGUGUGUGUCUGUAUUUCUAGCAACUGCAGAAUCGUUUGUGUUUUAUAUCUUCAUUUGUAAGAGGGUUGUACUUCGGCAUUAGAUAAACAGAAUGCCUGUUGAUAUUGUUUUUGGGAGCCGCUUUCUACGUUAAAAGAGCUGCUGAGUUUUCUACACAGAAAAAACCCUGAGGUGUGGACAUAAAACCGGUGCUUGCAGGAACUUUUUAUGGCACCGUGAUUACCCAUAAAACCGUGCGUUUAAAAUUUCUCUGCCUCUGAACCACCAAUCAAAUGCGCAGGCGUCAAGGUUGUUGACGUAUUUAGAUCGCAUGCGCGCAGUACACAAAAGGACUCAGCAGGAGCGUUCAAGGUCAGAAUGAAUCUACGGGCGGCUAUCUUAAACACCGAGUGUGGAACAAUUGCUCUGAUGCCGGACACCGUGACCCGCAAUCCCGGGACAGUCCUGCUGUCUUCCCCUUCUCUCAGCCCCAUGAUCCGUACACAGGCCCUGGGAAGCUUCCGGUUGCUGAGGGAAUGGGAACCGAUGGAUCUCUCAAACAGAGCUGAGAUCCAGCUAUUUAAAUGCAAGGAUUAGGAACUCGGAGAAAGGGAACAAAAUCUUUUACAUCACCAGUUGAGAAAAUCUUCUUUGUUCUACCUCCAAUCACAAACAAGAGAAAACCCGUGGAGAGGGCACAGUUUUAAGGUGCUUGAAAGCAGGUACGAAGGAGAUGUCAGGGGUGUUGUGUUCUUUAUACGGACCGUGGGUUACUCAUAACAAACUAUAUUAGGGAAGAAUUGACCUUUUAUUUAACAGCAACAAAACCACGUUUUACACUGCCAUGCUUCUCGAUCAUUCUUCAUUUCUGCGCAUUCUCAGAACUCUGUCCAGUCACGUCCUGGCACGUGAUAUCACCACGAGGGGUGAGUUUCUUUACGCAGAGUGAUGAGUGUCUGGAAUGGGCUGCCGGCGACUGUGAUGAAGCCGGAUGCAAUCGUGUCUUUUAAGAGGCUUCUGGUACAUGGUGCGCAGAAAAAUAGAGGACUAUGGGAAACUCUAGGUAAUUUCAAAAGUUAAAAACGAGAAGGAAUUUGUCUCCACGAAUCUCAGAUACGGCACGGCAAUUUUGCUGUCUCUGUCUGGAUAUUUAAGAAGUGGAGCAAGGGAUUCAAUCGACCAUCCUUCCUGCUCAGACUGUGGGAAUGGUUUCACUCGGUUAUCUCAGUUGAAGGUGCAUCAGCAAGUUCCCACUGGGCAGGGCUAUUCAUCUGUUCUGUGUGUGAGAAAGGGUUCUGUCGGGCAUCCCACCUGCGGACAGACCAGUCCGAUCACACUGGGCCGAGGCUGGUCAUCUGCUGAAUUUCAGGGAAGGGAUUCUCUCGGUCAUCUGACCAAAUGGCACACCAGCAAGUUCAUACCGGGAAGCGGCCAUUCACCUGCUCAGACUGUGGGAAGGGAUUCACACAGUCAUCCACACGACAGAUUCAUCAGCGAGUUCACACUGGGGAGAAGCCAUUCACCUGCUCAGAAUGUGGGAAGGGAUUCAGUCAAUCAUCCAACCUACAGAGUCACCGGCGAGUUCACACAGGGGAGAAGCCAUUCACCUGCUCAGACUGUGGGAAGGGAUUCACGCUGUCGUCCCACCUUCAGAGACACCAUCGAGUUCACACUGGGGAGAAGCCGUUCACUUGCUCGGUCUGUGGGAAGAGAUUCAGUGAGUCAUCUGACCUACUGGUACAUCAGCGAGUUCACACUGGGGAGAGGCCAUUCACCUGCUCAGUCUGUGGGAAGGGAUUCACUCAGUCAUCCAACCUACUGGUACAUCAGCGAGUUCACACUGGGGAGAAGCCGUUCACCUGCUCAGUCUGUGGGAAAGGAUUCACACUGUCAUCCCACCUACAGAGACAUCUGCGAAGUCACACUGGAGAGAAGCCAUUCACCUGCUCAGAAUGUGGGAAGGGAUUUACACUGUUACCCCACCUACAGAGACACCAGCGAGUUCACACUGUGGAGAAGCCAUUUACCUGCUCAGAAUGUGGGAAAGGAUUCACUCAUUCAUCCAUACUGCAGAUUCAUCAGCGAGUUCACACUGGGGAGAGGCCGUUCACCUGCUCAGACUGCGGGAUGAGAUUCACUUGCUCAUCUAAACUGAAGGUACAUCAGAGAGUUCACACUGGGGAGAAGCCGUACACCUGCUUAGACUGUGGGAAGGGAUUCACUCAAUCAUCCAACCUACUGGUACAUCAGCGAGUUCACACUGGGGAGAGCCCAUUCACCUGCUCAGUCUGUGGGAAGAGAUUCACUUGCUCAACAAAACUGAAGGUACAUCAGAGAGUUCACACUGUGGAGAAGCCGUUCGCGUGCUCAGUCUGUGGGAAAGGAUUCACCCAGUCAUCCAAACUACAGAAUCAUCAGCGAGUUCACACUGGGUAGAAGCCGUUCACGUGCUCAGUCUGUGGGAGAGGAUUCACUCAGUCAUCCCAAUUACUGGCACACCAGUCAGUUCACAAUGGAGAGUGGCUGUUGUUAUGAAUCCCUGGGUUUUGUUUGCUGUGGACUGUCAUUUUAAGAGAGAGACAGAUUAAGAAGGUGAAUCAGUCUGACUUGCAGCUUGUUUACAUUGCUCACAACUUGUUUAGUUUUAACUGAGGACACAGACACUCAGAGUCAGACGGAGACGAAGGAGGAAAAAUGGAAGGAUCGAAAUCAGGGAACUAGAGGCCAAGGGUCAAUCUUUGGAACUUUCCUAUGCCCACAAGGGUGGGUUAGUUAUCGAUUCAUCGUACAUCGAACGUGUGGUGGUCACCUCGUUUGAUCCAUAGGAGUGGAUCUGAUUUGGGGUAUCAUGUGAAGACCACUGAUGUGUUAACCCUUGCCUGGGUGUGGUGACGAUACCCCUUGUGACAAUUUGCUUUUUGUGAUAAUUCGUAUUUGGAUUUGGAAUGACGAUGGAUAAAAUCUACAGCGAUUAUUCUCUCGUUUUACCACCAUGGAACCUGUGGAAUUCGACAUAAUUGCCUUCUCUUGACAUUUACCCCGGAUUACAAAUAUCUCCCUCAUCACCUAUUCCGUGGAUGAACUGAGCUUUCAUACUUUACUAUCUCAAGACUCCAAGCCUUGUUUCCCCCGUGCUCAGUAGUUUGGGAGUUAUAUUUACACACAUUUAUUCACAUAACACUGUUAACUUCUGUUUAUCUUGUUUAAGUUACAAUAUUAUAAGUAGUUAUUAAUAAAGAUAGUGGUUUUAACAUCAAAACCAGACUCCAGGUGUAGUCUAUUGCUGCUGGUUUGUUUCUAAAGCGUUACGGUUCAUAACAAAAUUGCAUCCUGCGUCCGGGAUAUGAACAAACUUGGGGAAAUAUUGAUCGAUUAAUUAUCGAGUUGAUUGGGGUGAUCCCUUUUGAUUUAUUUGUGUGUGGAAAUCAGCAGCAAUGGAUAUUUAUAUAAUUCUGGAAGCACCAACCCCUGAGGUAUUAGGAAAAGCUAAAAAGAAUGAAUUGCUGACGAUUGAACCUCAAUGAGGUAAGGGGGUGUGAAGGAGCAGGGUAAGCAUAAAACUGGGAGAGCAGGUAAAGGUGAAAAAAAUAGGGGUUUUAUUACCCAAAAUGUUUAUAAACUCAACAGAACUGUUCUAGAGUCUAAACUUGAAUCAGCUAAACAGAACAAAACUGGGUUACAACAAUGCAGCGAAAUACUCCUCAGACCUAGAGACACCACUCAGCUCCUGGCUGUGGGCUUAUAUUGGAUGCUGGCCAUUCAAUAGUAAAUUGCAUGGGACAGAAAACAUUCCCCUCCUUUAAAAGAUAUGCCAUAAAUGACGUAGCUCCAGAGAACACCCCUCUGGCUGUAGCAGAAUCCAAUUAUCCAGCCCCAUCUACAUAGGCUGGUGUCAUGCAGCCACUGAGUCGUUUCCCAGGUUAUCAGGAGGACGGUCGGCUACAGGACACUUUAAUAGGCCCGGCUGAUGGUGCGGCUGCGAAUUGCAGACGCCACAGGGGACUAUGAGAAAGCCAGAAAUUCAGAGGAAAAUAGUUGAGCACUAUAUAUCUAUGAAGGUAUUUGAUAAGGAAGUGUUAAAGAGGUUUCCUGUGAGUAAAGAGGAGAUCCAGUU
Messenger RNA from Hypanus sabinus (Atlantic stingray), 5851 nucleotides. RefSeq names its product zinc finger protein 235-like. Gene Ontology annotation, molecular function: DNA-binding transcription factor activity; RNA polymerase II cis-regulatory region sequence-specific DNA binding. Bases 3136 to 4173 code for a protein of 345 amino acids. The record is from RefSeq and is a predicted model, not a curated record. Lineage: Eukaryota; Metazoa; Chordata; Chondrichthyes; Myliobatiformes; Dasyatidae. Gene Ontology annotation, biological process: regulation of transcription by RNA polymerase II. The transcript is spliced from 3 exons.